AUGCUUUCCGCCUGGUUCCGACAAUUUUAUCCUGAACUAACGGUGGGUGCACUGGCAAGCUCGGCACCGAUAGGAGCGAAAGUCGACUUUUACGGUCAGUUAUUUCAACUGGUUUCACUUGCACGAAACCAUCACAGUAAACAAGAUUAA
Anisakis simplex (herring worm) is the source of this 150-nucleotide messenger RNA. The record is from the annotation of a GenBank genome assembly. NCBI's taxonomy places the organism in Eukaryota, Metazoa, Nematoda, Chromadorea, Rhabditida, Anisakidae.